Molecule: messenger RNA, 2256 nt
Organism: Triplophysa rosa
Lineage: Eukaryota; Metazoa; Chordata; Actinopteri; Cypriniformes; Nemacheilidae
Exons: 7
Coding region: 16-1275 (419 amino acids)
Source: RefSeq, a predicted model, not a curated record
GGACACAGACCCUACAUGAAAUCUGAAAAAACGCAUGUCUCUGUUUGGAAACGCCCCUUUUUGUUCAGCGCAAGACAUCUCUACACGUUCCGUCAGUGUGCUUGUGAGCGCGCGCUCAACUCAAACACCUACAACAACAUGAAGACAAUCUCUUUAUUCUUUAUCAUCUCUUUACUCUCUUUACUCAUCAACGGUGCUGUGACAGAGUCAGUGACAAUGUCUGAGGGAUAUUCCCUCACUCUUCACACUAAUACUGUAAUACAGAGUGAUGAUGUGAUCGAGUGGAGGUGUGGAGAUGAACUCAUAGCUAAACUGUGGCCUGUAUUACAAAGCCGGUCUCGGUUUUUAUCCUGGCCACUGGACAGAGGUUCAACCUCAGUGUUUAACGGCUCUGAUGGGAGAUUUAGUGACAGACUGAAGAUAAACUAUCAGACUGGAGAUCUCACCAUCAUAGACUUCACAAAUGAUCUGGCUGGACUUUAUCAUCAGAUCACUGGAGAGAAAACUGGAGAGAAGACAUUCAAUGUCAGCUAUCAGUAUGGUUUAGACAAAGUGACAUCCUUUUCAGUGAUGGAGGGAGAUUCUGUCAUUCUGAAAGCUGGCGCACGUGAUAAAAUGACAUAUGAUCUGAUAUGCUGGAGGUUUGGAAACUUGCCUCUUGCUGAAAUCGACAUAGAGACUGAAAUAAUGUCAACACAUGAUGAUGUUCACGGUGAGAGAUUCAGAGACAGACUGAAGCUGGAUGAUCGGUAUGGAUCGCUCACCAUCACAAACAUCACUACUGAUCAUUCUGGACUUUAUGGAUUAGAUGUCGACAGCAAUAGCGGAACACACACCAUACAACAGAUGUUCACAGUUACUGUCAGUGAUGAAGUGAAGUCAGUGUCAGCGACGGUGGGAGAUUCUGUCACACUACACACUGAUCUUUACCUACAGAGAGAUGAUAAGGUAGUCUGGGGGUUUGGACCUUACGAGGCUAAUAUAGCUACAACCUACAGAGACAACAUUAUGAGGGCAGCUCAAGAUGAUGAUAUUGACAGAUUUUUUGAAAGACUGCAGUCAAAUGAUCAAACUGGAUCUCUCACCAUCACAAGCAUCACAACUGACUACUCUCGACGUUAUGAAUUAUAUGUCUAUGGCAGGAGAGAAUACAUUCGCAAAAGAUUCAUUGUGAUUGUCAGCGAUGCAGAUGUGUCUUCAGCUGUUAAAGGAGGAACAUGUGUUGGUGUUCUGCUGGUUGUUGCUGCUGCUUGUGUGUGGUCACAGAUUCUCUAAAGCAAGAACACAAGAGCGUAAGAAUCAUGGAGAGAUGGAGAAAACAUCAGCACUUAGCGGACAUCGCCUUUGUCUUGACCCGGAGACAAUUUAUCGUUUAAAAACGUUUCCACAUCUACAGUUUACAUUAAACAAUGGUGUAAACCAGGAGUAAUAAUCUUUCGGUGCUAUAUCCUUUAAUGUAAUGUAAAAAUGUAGCGAAAAAUACAAGUCAGUCUGAGCACUGAAACACAACUAAUAUAGUACUGAAUAAACUUUUUUUUUUCAUUUUAUUCUAUCAUCUCUGUAUCUGUCUGGUGCUUCAGUAGAAGUGUUCAAUCCAAACAGACGUGACUCUUUUGGUGUUCCACAGAAAGGUUUGGAAUGAGAUGAGAGGGAAUAAGUGAUAAAAUAUUUUUAUGUUUAAGUAAACUAUCAUUGCAAGAACAUAAAAUAAUCAAAUAAUUAAAGUCCCUGUGAACUGGAAGUUGAGAUUGUUUUUACUUCCGUGUUUUGAUGCAUUCCGAGUGAAAUGGAAUUUGGAAUGAGAAAAACAGUGGGCGUGGCUUUCGUCUUUCUCUGUGAUUUGAUUGGAUGUAUAAGAACAGCCGUUGCAUUUUGAAAUGGAACUGGCAUCAGACUGACAGUUGAAGGGGAGGAGUUAAUGGAUGCUCCGCCCAAGCCGCCUAACAUGUCAUUUAAGAUGGACAGUCACUACAGGAAAGAAGCGCAUUUUCAGAUUUUAACAGAAGAUUAUGAGGGCACACGAAUUUUUAAAAGAGAACGACCCACAUUGAUGAACUAUUUACAAUAAACGCUGCAAUAUUUCAUGAAAAAUAGGCAUCGUAAUUUUUUAUUUCACUGGGACUUUAACUACAAAUUGCUCAAAGAUUAUUUUGUUGACCGUACUUGUUGACAUUUAAUUCUUUGUUGUUUUUUGAAGAAUUGAGAGUUCCCAGCAUGCAUUUCAUUGUGUUGAAUUGUGUGUUUAAUAUGAUUAAA